GAAUUGCCAAGCAUAAUCAAAAUGGAAAAUCAGAUUUUAGAUUACAGAAUUGAACAAUGAAGUAUAAUUAAGAUUAAAACUAUUGUUCAUUUAAAAUCAAUGAGAAUUAAUAUCCAACUGAAUGGCCACAAUGACGUAUGCAGAAGCUAAGAUGUAUAAAUUGUGUGAUUUGAUUAAUGAUUUGUUUGGUCUUGUGUAUGAGAAGUGAGCUCUGCACCAUGCGGCUCUUUUACAUUGGACUCAUCUUAUGUUUAAGCACUGUUGUUAAAUCAGAGGACUUUGUUACACCAUGUAAUGAAGGGAUUCCACGAACUUGCACUUGUAAGCUUGCAGAUCCCUCGUUACCAUGGGAACCUGUGAGUGACACAUGUACCAAAGGAUGUCUGCACAAUAUUGACUACAGCGAGAUAACGUGGCAAGAAGCUAUGGACUUUUGCAGAGGUAAAGGCGGCGAGCUGGUAAGAUGGAAUAUUCAACAAUGUUACGAUGACAUUGAAGGAUGGCUGAACUGCAAAGGUUACACAGACAGUAAGAGAUUCUGGAGUGCUGGUGGAAUUGCGGUUGAACUGGACAAAGUGUCAAAGGGCAAGUCAGAUAAGAUGAACUGGGCAGCUAUUGCUGAUGGUCAAGUUCAGUACUUUGAAACUGACCCUACUAUGGGUGAUGUCAACAUCACCACUUUGGGCAAGGUCGUCCUACAUCGUAAAAGCAACGGUGUCCUUGUGCCUGAGAAUCAACCAUCACAGGCAAACAAGAUGUUUAUCUGCCAGACUCAAUGUGAUCAUCUUGGUCCAGUACUUCCUCCACCCCCUCAAGGUGAUGCUCUUGCCGAUGACCUCGAAAUCCGUCAAAAUGAUAUUGCAGCCAAUGACCGUCGACCCCCUCAAGAUGAACUUGCUGCUGAUGAACCCCAGUCUCGACAGCAAGUCCCAGUUGACUGUAGUAUCAAUCUAAAUUGUCCAUCUUCUGCCCCUUUCUGCUAUGGAGGUGCAUGCCAUAUUUGCAACGUCACAAAUCAUGAUGGAUGUGAAGACCCUGAGAAACCGAUCUGCAAAUUGAAUGACGUCACAAACUGGCUUGAGUGUGGUGAUCCACAUUUUGUUGAGAGUAUUACUGGAAGUGACAUACCCGUCUGCUAUACGUUGUUUGGAAGAGCUGGACAACAUUACAAGCUCUUAGAAUAUGAAACCACAAGCAUCACUGGGACUUUUGCAGACUCCAAGACCCCAAAUUUGGCCCAUUAUCUUGGUGCUCUAACAAUAACAUCAGGUGGUGAUGUAAUUCAUUUUACUGGUCACCAUAUUGAGAUUAAUGGAGAGGAGCAUGAAUGGGAAGUAGCUCCUUCUGUGGGCCUUGAGAGGGGAAAUGCAGAAGUGAUCUUCAUCAACAAACGACAGGUAACUUUUGUAUCUGCUGUGUCUGGUAUAGAAGUUGCAAUUUCAAGACGAGGAAGCGAGAUGGGUCAAAAUUCAAGACUAGACUUAACAUUCACUGUUCCCGUAAAUAUAUCAGGAGCUAAAGGAAUUAUGGGUGAUAUGAAGAGUGGUACUGUGACAUCUAAAGAUGACUUGAAAGGAACACUGACAAUCGCUGAUGCAACUGCAAAUGUUCACAUUGAUGAUGUUAAGUAUGGAGG
Owenia fusiformis is the source of this 1636-nucleotide messenger RNA. The record is from the annotation of a GenBank genome assembly. NCBI's taxonomy places the organism in Eukaryota, Metazoa, Annelida, Polychaeta, Sabellida, Oweniidae.